Molecule: messenger RNA, 2429 nt
Organism: Oncorhynchus tshawytscha (Chinook salmon)
Lineage: Eukaryota; Metazoa; Chordata; Actinopteri; Salmoniformes; Salmonidae
Gene: lpar2b
Product: lysophosphatidic acid receptor 2b
Exons: 8
Coding region: 454-1569 (371 amino acids)
Biological process (GO): G protein-coupled receptor signaling pathway
Cellular component (GO): membrane
Molecular function (GO): lysophosphatidic acid receptor activity
Source: RefSeq, a predicted model, not a curated record
GCCACAUUCUGACAGUCAGAGACAGAGAGCAAGCUCUGCCGCACCCUUUCUCUAUCGCGCACAGGUGAACUGCGGCCAAACGACCAAAGUCACUCGAAAGUCACAUUUGGAUUGUAAUUUUUGGCCAAAUUUAUGGAUUAAACAAAGACUAAACUCGUGUCUGGAGACGGAUAUGAAGGGAUAGGCGCUAAAGCAAGACUAAGACCAAAGAGAAGGGACAACGUCUCAGCCCACACACGAUUGGAGGAGAUAGACGUCAAUCAAACUGGACGCCGUCCAUUCCCUCCUACCCCUCAUGGCGAGACCACCCCCAACCCACCAAUAGGGCGAGUCCCAUCCACACGAACCCCCGCCACCACUCAUCCGUCCGGACAAUCCAAUUGGUCCCCCUCACUCCACUUAACUUCUGCCCACUCUACGCUCCACCCCAUCCACCCCCUCUGAUUGGUCAAGAUGGACAAGUUGACAGACGAUGUCCCCGGGUGCUACUACAACCGUACAGUGCAGUUCUUCUACGAACAUAGUGGCAAGAACAUCAGCGCCCACUGGCGUCCUCGGGACUACGUGGUGGUGAGCCUGGGCAUGGGUGUGUCUGUCAUCGUCAUCCUGGCCAACAUCCUGGUCAUGGUGGCCAUCUUCAUCAACCGACGAUUCCACUUCCCUAUCUACUAUCUGCUAGGCAACCUGGCGGCAGCAGACCUGUUCUCAGGUAUCGCCUACCUGCACCUGAUGUUCCACACUGGGCCCUGGACCAUCAAGCUGUCCAAGAACCAGUGGUUUGUACGCCAGACCCUGAUCGACUCCAGUCUGACAGCAUCGGUGUUGAACCUCCUGGCCAUCGCCUUGGAGCGUCACCAGACCAUCUUCACCAUGCAGCUCCACAGUAAGAUGACCAACCGCCGUGUGGUGCUGCUCAUCGCCCUUAUCUGGGGCCUAGCCAUCUUCAUGGGCCUGGUUCCCACCAUGGGCUGGCACUGUGUGUGUGACCUGGAAAACUGCUCCACCAUGGCCCCCAUGUACAAACGCUCCUACCUGGUGUUCUGGGCUGUGCUCAACCUGUUCACCUUCUCUCUCAUGGUGGCUGCCUACACCAGGAUCUUUGUGUACGUCAGACACAAGAGCCAGAGGAUGUCUCAGCACACCAGCCAGAUACGACACAAGGAGACUGUGUUCAACCUGAUGAAGACGGUUUCUAUGAUCCUGGGUUGUUUUGUGAUCUGCUGGACCCCGGGCCUGGUGUUGUUGAUGUUGGAUGGUCUGGGCUGUGAAUCUUGCCAGGUGCUGCGUUAUGAGAAGUACUGUCUGGUCCUGGCUGAGUGUAACUCCCUGGUCAACCCCAUCAUCUACAGCUUCAGAGACACGGACAUGUUACAGACCUUCAAGCGGAUCCUCUGCUGCCUGUGUCGCCGCGGCGACGCUGGCCGCAAAGACACGCUGUCCGGCAUGCGCUGCAACACCCUGGAGCAAGAGCCGUAUGAGAAUGGUGAUGCGGAGCUGGUGGAGAAGACCAGGGGAGCUCCUCUCAUCCUGAAGGGAACAGAGGACAUGAUGACGUCCACAGAGAGCUGACACGAGCAUACGCACGCACGCACACACACACACAGUGUGUGAUUAUUUUGGGGGAGUUUCUGAAUCCUGCUGAAUGUUUUUAUUGUAUAGAUGUGAUGUUUAGUUGUAUUGAUGUAAAAUGUUGUUUGUAUGAUACUGUAUGUUACAGAAAACAUGAAUACAGUUACCUACAGGCACUGACAUUUCUGUUUGAAACAACUUUAUUGACAUUGUCCCAUUUACACUCAGAUAUGUGUUGACAUGUGGUCUACCCGAGCAGCCAGCUCAGUAGAAAAGUCAUCAUUACAAUCAGAACUGAAUAUUUAUGACUUUUUAAUUUGACAUUUUAUUUAUGCAUUUUUUGUUGUUGAUCUUACGAGAAUAGUCUGCGCUGUGUAUACAGUGAGGGGAGAGGUGUGUGUGCAGGGGUUGGAGAGGGGUGUGUGUGUGUACUGCAUAACAUGUUAGGUGAGUUUUAAGAAAGGGAGGGGGGGUAUUUGUAAAGACAUUUUACUGUUAUUAAAUGUAUUGUUAGGUUCUGAACAGAGUAUAAACUCUGUAAAAGUUUAUUCACCGCCCUGAAUGCCUCGGCUGCAAGCACAUUUCACACAUGAUCAAACAGGCAUUUAUACAUCAGGGUGUAUCUUCUCUGAACUGCCAUCUGUUGCCCAAUACUGCCUACAUGUUGCGUCGUUGUCUUGGCCUUCCAGCCGUCUGCCAGCCGUCCCUCUCAUCUGUCUAGCUGUCUAGAGAAUGAAGGAAUAGACUGUAGACCAGUCUGUAUUGUAGACUGAUGUGUUCUGGUUGUUUCUGUGACCUCACAAUCAGUUUCAUGGUCAGAAAUGAUGGAAACCGCUUCUAUUAAAGAACCUACAACACUA